Messenger RNA from Brassica napus (rape), 513 nucleotides. RefSeq lists its product as uncharacterized. The transcript is spliced from 2 exons. Bases 1 to 513 code for a protein of 170 amino acids. The record is from RefSeq and is a predicted model, not a curated record. NCBI's taxonomy places the organism in Eukaryota, Viridiplantae, Streptophyta, Magnoliopsida, Brassicales, Brassicaceae.
AUGUCAGAUUCGGGGAAGUUACACUUCUUCCUCGGUGUUAAAGCGGAGUUUAUCAAUGGUGGCAUCUUUCUAAGUCAGAAAGCAUACGCAACAUACAUCAUUCAGCGUGCAGGCAUGCGAGACUGUAAACCCAUAUCUACUCCUGUUGACUUAAACGCCAAGCUAAAGGCUGAUGAAGGUGAACGAAUACCAGACCCAACUCAAUAUCGCAAACUGGCUGGAGCUCUGCAGUAUUUGACAUUCACUCGCCCACACACCGCAUAUGCCGUUCAUCAAAUAUGCCUUUAUAUGCAUGAUCCCAGACUUCCUCAUUUUCAAGCUUUGAAACACUGGGCUGGCUGUCCUGAUACUCGACGCUCCACUUCAGGAUAUUGCGUGUUCUUAGGCUCUAAUCUGGUUUCGUGGUCUUCAAAACGACCACCCACAGUCUCACGCGCAAGCGCAGAGUCUGAGUAUAAAGGUAUCGCCAAUGCAGUGGCGGAACUAACUUGGAUUCAAAAUCUUCUGUUUUAA